AUGGAGAACGGACAGCCUUGUGAAAACGUACAGCCCGUGGAUGGACACCAAUCCGAAGAGGACUACCCUGAAGCGAAGAUCCCUGAAUACAGAGCCGAUGUCGAGAGGAAAAAGAAGUCGGGAAAGUACGAACAAGAAUACCAUAUCGGUCAAAAAGUCAAAGUGAGAGAAAAAGUCGGCGGGGUCAGCAGAAUGAUUACGGUCACGGUGCACAAGGCGCAAGAGACUAAACGCAAAGGCUGGGAGUAUCAGUUGAAAACAGCCUCGGGACCGCUUUUCGGAAACGGGGCUUGGGUCAAGGAGGAGGACAUCAGAUCAUGA
Diplodia corticola is the source of this 321-nucleotide messenger RNA. RefSeq lists its product as uncharacterized. The record is from RefSeq and is a predicted model, not a curated record. The coding region runs from base 1 to 321 and encodes 106 amino acids. The transcript has 3 exons. NCBI's taxonomy places the organism in Eukaryota, Fungi, Ascomycota, Dothideomycetes, Botryosphaeriales, Botryosphaeriaceae.